This is a messenger RNA of Cydia fagiglandana, 1817 nucleotides long. RefSeq names its product paired box protein Pax-5-like (gene sv). Gene Ontology annotation, biological process: anatomical structure development; regulation of transcription by RNA polymerase II. Bases 371 to 1696 code for a protein of 441 amino acids. Lineage: Eukaryota; Metazoa; Arthropoda; Insecta; Lepidoptera; Tortricidae. Gene Ontology annotation, molecular function: DNA-binding transcription factor activity, RNA polymerase II-specific; RNA polymerase II cis-regulatory region sequence-specific DNA binding. The record is from RefSeq and is a predicted model, not a curated record. The transcript is spliced from 11 exons.
GUGAGAGCGCUUAAAGUUAAAUUUCACCGGCUAACUUCUUUUUUUUGUUACAGAAACGCAAAAUGCUGAAACAGAAGAUCCGCAAGAAACGGUGACGAAUGUUGCCAUGUGCAAAAUAAAAUACUCCGCAAAAGUACUCGUUAGUCUAAAGUGGGUUUAAAACGUGUAGAAGUGACCAACGAACUUUUUGGACAACGAAGUGUGAUAACUGAAACUAUAAAAAAACUGUGUAGGUAGUGUUUAUAAGUGACAGACAGGAAAUUUUUGUGUGUCAAAUAGUGCUGAAAACAGUGCUUAACAUAUAAAGAAAAAAAACAUUGUGUAGUGUCACCGAUUAUGUGUUAAGUGUCUUUGGAUUUGAGUGUACGCAAUGGAUCUUCACCCGCCACCCCUGAUUGUUCAUGGAUAUGAGCCCCAUGCUCCCCUCUUAGAGGUUGAGGGUCUGGACCCUCAUAGUCCUCAGCAGAAGGUGCUUAUCCAUGCGCCGACGCUGCAGAGCCAGGAUUUGAUGGGUGACCAUAGGAAUGGAGAGUACGACUUUUCAGAUGAGCAGUACCACGCGCACAGCAGCAACCAGAGCGGAGACGGUCACGGCGGAGUAAAUCAACUAGGCGGCGUAUUCGUCAACGGCCGACCUCUACCCGACGUCGUCCGGCAAAGGAUAGUCGAGCUAGCCCACAGCGGCGUACGGCCCUGCGACAUCAGUAGGCAACUGAGAGUGUCGCAUGGCUGUGUGUCGAAGAUACUAUCUAGGUACUACGAAACCGGCAGCUUCAAAGCCGGCGUGAUCGGUGGCUCGAAGCCCAAAGUCGCCACGCCGCCCGUCGUCGACGCCAUCGCGGCGUACAAGAGAGAAAACCCGACCAUGUUCGCGUGGGAGAUAAGGGACCGGCUGCUGAGUGAAGGGAUCUGCAGUCAGGACAAUGUGCCGUCUGUUUCUAGUAUCAAUAGGAUCGUCCGCAACAAGGCAGCAGAAAAAGCGAAGCACGCGCAUAAUCAGCAGCAGCAGCAGGAACAAGAAAUCUCCUCGGCGCAGGGCAGCGUAGUAUCUGUAAUAACCCAUUCGGGCAACGCGGGCACGACAGCCGUCCUAUCUCCCACGACGGAACAGCAUGUGCCCAACACUGGCAGUUAUAGCAUCAACGGUAUACUUGGCAUCGAGCAAGUCGAGGGUCUGCAUAACGGCAACGGGCUGAAGAGAAAGCGGCAUGAAGACCAAGAUGAAAACCGAGACUUCAACAGUCAUUCGGAGGACGACGUGAAGCGGCAAAGGAGUCAUUAUAACGGCGAUCAAAUAUAUUCUAAUCUCUGGUCAUCAUCGAAAUGGAGUCUCAAAGACGAAUAUAAGCUGCUGUCAGAGCUCGGCGGCGCGGCGGGCGGAGCGACGGGUUACUACGGCGAGUUGUUCGACACGCCGUACGAACACGCCGCACAUCCACAUUAUACUCCACAUUCAGCUACAAACGACUCAACGGGUUCGAACGGCGGCGCCGGUGGCGAACCCCCGUCGGCGGCGGCGAGCCCCGACGCGGCGGCGCUAGUAGUCCUUCAACCGCCGGCACCGCCUUAUCCACCGUACGCGCACUAUGACGGCGCGACGACACUGGCGAGCGAGUACGCGUACGCGGCGCCGUACUCGCAAUACUCGCCGUACCCCGCCCCGUACUCGCACACCACCGGCCUGCUCACCAAGUGAUAUCAACGUACGCCGUGCGAGCAAUAGCGGUGGGCAAGUGAUAACAGACACUGAUAACGUGUAUAAAACAAUUCUCAACAUGUCAAUAUCUGUCAAUCUGUCAAUGUGUAGCAGUGUUAAU